GCUUUAGUCACCAACCAUAUCGGAUGUGCGAGGCCGGGUUUGUUCUUCUCUCAAGUUGAAAAGUUGGUGUGUUGUUGGUGGCUUGCCAACGGUAUCGCGCCGAUGAUAUUUCAGUGGCAGAUCACUGGCAUUCAGGGCACGUUAGCCAAGUGACUUGGGACGAGAAAUUUAAUGCCCUUUUUCAUCAUACUUCACCCUCUGGUUCGAUAGAAAAAAAAACAGACAGAGAGAGUGUGGAAGAAGAGGGAAAACUGUUUCGGAAAGACCGCCGAGUAUCAGUGUUGGGAUUUAACGUGGAGGGCAAAAUGUGAUUGUGAAUGGUAGUUUUUAUUUGUGAAGAGCGCUGGAGGAAAAAAUCACACACAAGACUCCCUAUUAAUCAUAAGAGGAUUAUACGGUGGAAAAUUGUGAAAUCCCCGGGUUUGUUUGCUUGGAAAAAAGGCCAUUUGAAUUUCCUUUCUUCCGCUGUGACCACCACUGAAUCGCCUCUCACGUAGUGCAGGAGGAGUUCUAAUUUUGGAUUACCGCACAAACACACACUCACACACGCAUUUCGUAGAAGGAUAAUGGAUAAAUGCUGAAUAAGGCGGUAGAAAAAAAAAAUCAUCGUGUGUUUUUUUGUAUUCUCAAAAGCGGAACAACUAACAUUGGCUCCACGUGAAUAAUAGAAGGAGAGCAGAGUUGGGGGUGAACUUUCCUCAGCUAUGAUAGCAAUCUGGCCAAAGACGUGGGGGUUGAAUGUGCGUGUCUCUUAAUCAUUAUCUCCAAUUUGGGAGGACGGCAGUUGUGUGGCGAUGCUGGUGAAAUUGAAUAUGUGCGCCAAGGGUAUUGGCCGGUGAGCGCCGAUGAUGGACUGUUGAUGGAGUGGUCAGUGAUGAGUGGAGACUCUGGGAAAAAUUGUUGCACCGCCGCAGGUUGAUGAUUUCACUGCAAUUACAGCAUCUCACACGACGAGUUCAAGUGCGUGAUUGUGACGUGAGAAAUGCACCCUCGGGACUCCACGGAGAUGGAUUAAUGUGGAAUGCGGAGUUGUGGAUUGUGUGAUGCAGUAAACAAGAGAGCGCCAAGAGUGGUGGAUUGCAGUGGUGGUUUGUCGCCACUCUGGAGAUGCACUAGAGUUUGCCUGGGAAAUGAUGAUAAAAUUGGUGAUAAUGUGAAGGAGAUGAGGUGGCAUUUUGGGUAAACUCGAAUGUGGCAUUGGAUUAUUUGAUUUGUUGUGUGGAAAGAGUGUUCUGCAGCACAAUGUUAUUAUUGCGGAUUAACAAGGGCCAUUUGGAUGCUUCGCCUGCAGUGUGCAUUUUAUCGUCCAUCCUCCUGGUACCAUUCAUUUGGAUGUCGGCGCUCACGGGUGCCGAGGGCCGUGGUGAGGGUCUCUGUCCCACAGUGUGUGUAUGUAAGUGGAAAGGUGGAAAACAAACUGUCGAAUGUAUCGAUCGUGCCCUGAUUACCAUACCUGAGCAUGUGGAUGGGUCCACGCAGGUGCUGGACAUGUCUGGCAAUAAUCUGCAAAUUCUGCCCCAGGACACAUUCAUCAGGACGGGCCUGCUCAAUUUGCAGAGGAUCUACUUGCGUAGCUGCCGCCUCGGCCAGAUACACGAUCAGGCCUUCCGCGGCCUCACGAAUCUCGUGGAGUUGGACCUGUCGCACAAUCUCCUCACGGCCGUGCCCUCGCUCACGUUCGGCCAGAUUCCGCACCUCUGGAGUCUCACGAUGGCCAAGAACCCCAUCCAGAAGAUCGAGGGGCGCGCCUUCGCCACCGUGCCGAAUCUCGUGAAGCUGGACUUCAGCCACUGCGAUCUCCAGUCGAUCGCUCCACAAGCGUUCGAAGGCGUGGAGCUCAAUGCGCUCAAGCUCAAUGGAAACAAGCUAAGUGAGCUUCGACCGCGCACAGUCGACAGUCUGCUCAGGCUGCGCGGGGUUGAAUUGCACGAUAACCCGUGGGUCUGCGAUUGUCGCCUCAGGGCAGCCAAGAUUUGGCUGACAGACAACAACAUCCCGUAUCCAGUGGCGCCGGUGUGCUCAGGAGGACCCGAGCGAGUGCUGGAUCGCACCUUUGCCGAGCUCACGGUGGACGAUUUCGCUUGCCGACCGGAGAUGCUGCCCGUGAGUCGGUACAUUGAGGCCACCACGGGUGAGAAUGCCACGAUCCACUGUCGCGCUGACGCCGUUCCUCCCGCCCAGAUCAACUGGUACUGGAAUGGGCGACUGCUGGUCAACAAUUCAGCCUUCAGUUCCUACCAGAAGGUGCAUGUGUACGAGAGCGGGCAGUUUGAGAAGGUGUCACGCCUGAUACUCACCAAUGCCCAGGAGACUGACUCCUCGGACUUCUACUGCGUGGCAGAGAAUCGCGCCGGCAAUGCCGAGGCCAAUUUCACUCUGCACGUGUCCAUGCGACAGGCCGGCAUGGUCACGCUGGGCAGUGGCCAAAUUGCUGGCCUCAGCGCGGCCCUGAUUAUACUCAUCCUCUUCAUCCUGCUCAUCAUCCUCUUCCUCCUGGUGCGUCUGCGGCGGGUGCCCUUCGUGGACACCAAGACGCCCAAUAGACUGGACACCGUGAUCACGAGCGUGGGCAAUGGCAGUCAGAGCAACAGCAACAUCAAGGCGUGCACGCAGAACAGCGUCAACGACGCGGCCGCGGGCAGCGAGAGGAGCCUGGCUGCAGAUUUGAAGCACACGAAUCCCGUGCAGAAGCCGCCCAGACUCUCGGACAUCUCGUACUCCACGACUCACUACGACCGCAAUGGGAGUCUGAUAGCCGCGGGAUCGUGCUUUCUGUCACCCACGGCGUCGGCGGACAACAAUCCCGACUUGAUCAAUGACACGAAGCAACUGGAGAGCGGCGAGUUCCCGGCCGGGGAGCCGGGAACGCUGCCGCCGCCUGUGCUGAAUGAAGGGGUGGAAGCCGUGAAGGGUGAGAUGUUCGAGCGUCCCGGAAGCGGGGAGUACAGCCGGAUGGGGUGUGACAGUUUGUACCCCAGCGGCCUGUGGGAAACAUCGGGCGUGCCCCAUGCAGAGGAGCACUUCCUGAGGCGCACCGGUGGCCACCAGUAUGCGUACAGCGACAAAACCCCUAUUAUGGGUGGCAGCAGUCACUCGGUAAAUUUCGAUGACACCGAGCGGGUGGCUUUUCAGGGUGGCAUCUCCAAUGCCGCGAGGAUGGUGAGUGAUCCGGCUGGUGUCAACACAUUGCACGCCGAGUGCACAAAUGCACUCGGCUACCCCCCAGACUAUGGACUACCAAUUGGCGGUGGCAGCAUGGAGCGGAAUCAGCCAAAACCACCGCACGGGAUGCCGACUAAUGCAAAAACAAUUAGAGUGUGGCAGCGAGGCGGCGUGCCCGUCCUGCCGCCCGUCACAGCUGCCCUCAAGAGGGCUCUCACGAGCAACAGAAACUCGCCGGAUGAGGGCUACCAAGAAGGAUGCGGGACGGAUGUGUAGUGGGUGUCGGCUGGCAGUCCUCUGUACGUGCACCAACCACCAAAUGACCACCUCUGCGCACUGACUCCAGUGCGGGAAAAAGUGCUAUGAUAAUUUGCGAUAGAGAGCCCGACAAUGUGAGUAGGGGAGAGGGUGUGAAACACAAUAUUUAUACCAUGACAUUCAAGUAUAUAAACAGAACGAAUACCUUUUUAUUCGACUAGGAUGAGAGACGGAGUGGUCACACUUAAUUAGAUGCUUAAGGAUUGCGAUAGCAUUAACAAUUCAAUAAAGAGAAAAACAUGGGGAGAGACGUUAUGAGGAUUGGGGUGAUUUUUAAUAAUUAAAUGAGAAAUACGAAAAAUGUAUGUAAUAUACUACAUAGAUAAGAAUAAUCGUUAGUGAAAUACACUAUAUAUUUGGUAUCUAAUGA
Phlebotomus argentipes is the source of this 3850-nucleotide messenger RNA. RefSeq names its product leucine-rich repeat-containing protein 24 (gene kek1). The transcript has a single exon. NCBI's taxonomy places the organism in Eukaryota, Metazoa, Arthropoda, Insecta, Diptera, Psychodidae. The record is from RefSeq and is a predicted model, not a curated record. Gene Ontology annotation, molecular function: protein binding. Bases 1243 to 3438 code for a protein of 731 amino acids.